UAUUAUUGUUACUACUAUUUUUAAUAUUGUAACUAUUACAAUUGUUAUUGUAUAUUAUGGCAGUAAGCGGCUGAGGGGAAAAAGGAAAGGGCCUGAGGCUGUGAGGAAUUGUGGGAGUUGUAGUCAGGCCUAGACCGGAACUGGCUUCUCUCGGAACGUCCGUUUCCGGAAGGGAGGCUUUAGAGCGAAGGACCAAGAUGGCGGCGCCCAGCCCAGCAGCCGUUUCUUCUGCUCUUCCCUCAGAGGCCGAGGAGAGCAAAGGCAAACCCGCUUCGGUGACGCCGCAGAAGAUCCGGGAGCUGAUCGACGGAGGCAUCGCGCCCGAGGAGACCUCCUUGGAAGGGAAGGAUUUGUCUGCCUUAUAUGAAGCGGCAAAUGGAUCUCCCAAAACCGAAGAGCUGCCUUUUGAAGCCACCAGCAAAGAAGCCUACUUCAACAGAGUAGAAACAUUCACCUCCCUCAAGUGGGCAGGCAAACCCCACGAGCUCUCUCCCCUGAUCUGUGCCAAGUAUGGGUGGACCAACACCGAGUGCGACAUGCUCAAGUGCGCCAGCUGCCAGGCCUACCUCUGCGCCAGUUUGCAACUAGCCUUCGACUUCAGCAAAUACAAAGAGCGGUGUUUGGAGUUGAAGAAAGCGUUAUCAACGGCACACGAGAAGUUCUGCUUUUGGCCAGACAAUCCCUGCCCAGAUCGCUUUUCGGUCUUGCUGGUGGACGAGCCCCUUGCCCUCCUCAGCGACUUCCUGGAGCGUUUCCACAGCCUGUGCCGCCUGGAGCUUCAGCUGCCCUCCCUCAAGCCGGAAGAUCUCAAAAGCAUGUCUUUGACAGAAGAGAAGAUCAGCCAGUUGCUGCAGCUGAUUGAGGAGGAAGCGGACUGCAAGGCAGAAGGGGAGAAAACACCAUCACGGAAGCCUUUGGACCUCCUCCAGAUCCACAUCACGGCCUGUGUCUUGGCCCUGUGCGGCUGGACUAGCAGCCCGUCUUCGGGGUCCAUCCAGCUCCCCCUGAUCUCCUGCUGCCGCUGCCUGAGGAAGGCAGGCCUGUGGGGCUUCCACCAAAUCGAGUCCGCCCCGCCAGAGACGGAGGUCUCCCCAGGCCUUGCCACUCCAGACGGGCGCCCCUCCUCUUCCUCCGACAAGGCCGGCCCCACCGUGCCCACCUCCCCCCGGCGCAUGAUGACCCGAAGCCGGGACACGACUCUUCCGCCGGGAUCGGAGCAGCAGGAGAAGAGCCCGUCCCCCGUGAUCAGCCGCAUGCGCAGCUGGGACAGCACGAGCUCCGGUGAACGCGGGGAGCCGGAGUCGGCCAGCCCCGUCCCCAGCCCUCGCAGCCGCCCCGUCACCCGCAGCAUGGGCCAAGGAGACAUCAGCGGCCUCGGGGCGGAGGUCCCCUCCAGCCCCCUCCGGAAGGCCAAGCGGGCCCGGCUCUGCUCCUCCAGCAGCACGGAUUCAUGUGCCCGGAGCGUCUUUGAUCCUGCCUCCCAGCACCGCGACUGGUGCCCUUGGGUCAAUGCGGUGAAAGAGAGGCCAGCCCUCGAAGCGGAGGCUGGGAACCAGGUUGAAGAAGGGAAGGCUGCCCUUGGAUGGCAGGCGGUGCUCAAGGCUCUCCUGGCCACCAAGCAGUCGGAGGGUCCGGCGGAUGCGGAGUCCGAGCCACUUUUCCACAAAAGUCAACAUCGACACUGAAAUACAACACCGCCUGAGCUCUGCAAGUGCAGCAUUUUUCAGAAUGAAGCAGAGAGUGUUUGAUGACCGGGACAUCCGUAGAGAGACCAAGGUGCUUGUUUACAAAGCCACUGUCCUCCCAACCCUGCUCUACGCCUGCGAAACGUGGACUGUCUACAGAUGUCACACUCAACUCCUGGAGUGUUUCCAUCAGCAUUGCCUCAGAAAAAUCCUGCAAAUCUCUUGGGAAGACAGGCGGACAAUUGUCAGCGUGCUUGAGGAAGCAAAGACCACCAGCACUGAAGCGAUGCUCCUAUGCCAUCAACUCCACUGGACUGAAGGCCACGUUGUCUGAAUGCCCAAAGAUCACCGUCUCCCAAAGCAGUUGCUCUACUCCAAACUCAAGAAUGGGAAACGUAAUGUUGGUGAGCAGGAAAAGAGAUUUAAAGAUGGGCUUAAAGCCAACCUUAAAAACUGUGGCAUAGACACUGAGAACUGGGAAGCCCUGGCCCUUGAGCGCUCUAAUUUGAGGUCAGCUGUGACCAGCAGUGCUGUGGAGUUCGAAGAGGCACGAAUGGAAGGCUUAAGGGAGAAACGUGCCAAGAGGAAGGCCCAUCAAGCCAACCCUGACCGGGACCGCCUUGUGUCUGGAAACCAAUGUCCUCACUGCGGAAGGGAGAACAUGCAGAUCAAGAACAGGUCUCUUCAGCCAUCUACAGAUCCAUCCCCAAGAUGGAAGACAAUCAUCCUCGAACUACGAGGAAUCGCCUAAGUAAGUAAGGUUAUGAAAAAAAAUGGUAACAGGAAAAGUUUUCUGAACGCCAUUCAUUGACACAAAUCUGUCAACAUGCAGUGGACCCUGCAGAAAAUGCUUUACAAAGUCUUGCGCUAAGGCAGCGCUUUCCAAAUGGUGUGUUGUGACACACUAAUAUGUCGCCUAACAUCUGCAACCCAAUCUUCUUCAGUCAGGCAGGAAAACACAAUCCAAGGCCCUCCCAAUAGAGAGCCAUCCAGCUUCAGUUCAAAAAUCUCCAGAGAAGGAGAUGCCUAUGGACUCCCAGGCAGUCUAUGCUUCACUACAGCUGGGAGAGACCCCUAAAGGGCAUCUAGUCCAGCCUCCUUCAGCCAGACAGGAAGACACAGUCAAAGCACCCUUGGAUAGCUAUCCAGCCUCUGUUUAAAAACCUCCAGAGAGAGAUUCAGUCACUAUCAAAGUGGGGUGCUGGAGCUGUUUGAGUAUAGGUACUGUUACAGUAGAGUCUCACUUAUCCAACGUAAACGGGCCGGCAGAACGUUGGAUAAGCGAAUAUGUUGGAUAAUAAGGAGAGAUUAAGGAGAAGCCUAUAAAACAUCAAAUUAGGUUAUGAUUUUACAAAUUAAGCACCAAAACAUCAUGUUAUACAACAAAUUUGACAGAAAAAGUAGUUCAAUAUGCAGUAAUGCUAUGUAGUAAUUAUUGUAUUUAUGAAUGUCAUGAUGUAUUGAAAACAUUGACUACAAAAAUGCGUUGGAUAAUCCAGAAUGUUGGAUAAGCGAGUGUUGGAUAAGUGAGACUCUACUAUAUAAAGAUUAUAAUGUGCACAAUUUGUGGGUUGAGGUGCCAUGAUUACCACUAAAAUCGAUAAGUUUCUAAUUAAGAAAAACUUGACAAUGAUGUACGUGAUGGACCCCAUGGAGAAGCUGCAGAGGAAACUACACAAGAAUCAACUGCAGGACAUCAGGAGCAUAAAGGGGGGGAAAUCCAAAUGUCAUUUAUAACAGUAAGAAUUAUGUGAAAAUUAUGAUAUAUUAUACAGUAGAAUCUCACUUAUCCAACAUAAACAGGCGGGCAGAAUGUUGGAUAAGCAAAAAUGUUAAGGAGGGAUUAAGGAAAAGCCUAUUAAAUGUCAAAUUAUGGUAUGAUUUUACAAAUUAAGCACGAAAGCAUCAUGUUUUACAACAAAUUGAUAGAAAAGGCAGCUCAAUAUACAGUAACGUUAUGUGGUAAUUACUGUAUGUAUGAAUUUAUGAAUUACUGUAUUUAUAAAUUUAGCACCAAAACAUUGCCAUGUAUUGAAAACAUUGACUACAAAAACACUGGCUACUAAUAAAUUGACUACAAAUACAGAUAGAAAUGCAUAAAAUGAACUUACAGCAACAACAUUGUCGGAAAUUAAAUCCAUAAAAAGUUCAGUCCUUGCUGCCUAGAGAAACAGUUGUCGGAGGCAGACUGUGUUGGAUAAUCCAGAAUGCUAGAAAAAUGAAGGUUGGAUAAGCGAGACUCUACUAUAUAUACAGUAGAGUCUCACUUAUCCAACAUAAAUGGGCCGGCAGAACGUUGGAUAAGCAAAUAUGUUGAAUAAUAAGGAGGGAUUAAGGAAAAGCCUAUUACACAUCAAAUUAGGUUAUGAUUUUACAAAUUAAGCACCAAAACAUCAUGUUUAACAACAAAUUUGACAGAAAAAGCAGUUCAAUACGCAGUAAUGCUAUGGAGUAAUUACUGUAUUUACGAAUUUAGCACCAAAAUAUCACAAUGUUUUGAAAAUAUUUAUUUAUUUAUUUAUUUACAGCAUUUAUAUUCCGCCCUUCUCACCCCGAAGGGGACUCAGGGCGGAUCACAUUACACAUAUAGGCAAACAUUCAAUGCCUUUUAACAUAGAACAAAGACAAACAAACAUAGGCUCCAAGUGGGCCUCGAACUCAUGACCUCCUGGUCAGAGUGAUUCAUUGCAGUUAAUUGCAGCUGGCUUGCUCUCCCGCCUGCGCCACAGCCCGGGCCCCAAAAAUGGACUACAAAAAUGCGUUGGAUAAUCCAGAAUGUUGGAUAAGUGAGACACACACAUAUAUAUAUAUACACACACACACACAGUAUCAGUAAAUAAUUGGUAAACAAUUGGUGCACCCCGGUGGCGCAGCAGGUUAAACUGGUGAGCUGCUGAACUUGCUGACCGAAAGGUCGAUGGUUCGAAUCCAGAGAGGAACCUGGCAGUUCAAAAACAUGCAAAUGUGAGUAGAUCAAUAGGUACUGCUCUGGCAGGAAGGGAACAACACUCCAUGCAGCUACAUAACCUUAGAGGUGUCUGUUGUAGUUUGUAAAGACACCAUUAUGUAUGGGUUAACUGGAAAGGUAUGUGUAAGAUGCUGAUUUGUUGAACCUGCGAAGAGUUCUGGAUAAUCUAGAACAGGGGUCCUCAAACUUUUUAAGCCGAGGGCCGGUCCACAAUCCUUCAGACUGUUGAGGGGCCGGAUUAUCAUUUGAAAAAAAAAUACAAACAAAUUCCGAUGCACACUGCAUAUGUCUUAUUUUUAGUGCAAAAACAACAAGAACAAGAACAAUGAAAGAACAAUACAAUAUUUAAAAAUAAAAACAAUGUUAACCAACAUACAUUUAUCAGGAUUUCAAUGGGAAGUGUGGUCCUGCUUCUGGCCAAUGAGAUAGUCAAGUUAAUUAGGGUUGUUGUUGUUGUUGUUGUUGUUGUUGUGUGCCUUCAAGUCAUUUCAGACUUUGGGCGAGCCUAAGUCUAAAAUGUAUUUAUUUAUUUAUUUAUUAUUUACUGCACUUAUUUACUACAUUUGUAUCACACCCUUCUCACCCCAAAGGGGACUCAGAGUGGCUUACAAAUUAUAUGUACAUACAAUAUAUUCUAUUAUUAGCAUAGCACAAUAUUAGCAUUAUAUAUUACUAUAUUGAAGUAUACCACUAUGCUGUAACAUUAUUAGUAAUAUUAUAUGUAAUAUAGAAUAUAUAAUUAAUAUUAUUAUAUGGUAUUAUUAUUAGUUUUAUAUUGUAUUACAUUAUAAUAUUAUUAUCAAUAUUAUAUGUAUAUACAAUAUAUUAUAUUAUAAAACUGAGGGCAGGGGCCAGGUAAAUGACCUCGGAGGGCCGCAUCCAGCCCCCGGGCCUUAGUUUGGGGACCCCUGAUCUAGAACGUUGGAUAAGCGAGUGUUGGAUAAGUGAGACUCUACUGUAUAUAUUGUAUGAAACUCUCAUAAGGGUUUGGUGUUGCGAAUGGGUGCAUGCCUAAAAAGCGCGUCCCCAACAUGAAAAGUUUGGGAAGCUCUGCUUGAAGGUGUGCCUCUCCUCCUCCUCUCUUGUUGCAGAAUCUCUCAGCGAAAUC
This is a messenger RNA of Anolis carolinensis (green anole), 5761 nucleotides long. RefSeq names its product zinc finger C3HC-type containing 1 (gene zc3hc1). The coding region runs from base 198 to 1685 and encodes 495 amino acids. Gene Ontology annotation, molecular function: zinc ion binding. NCBI's taxonomy places the organism in Eukaryota, Metazoa, Chordata, Lepidosauria, Squamata, Anolidae. The transcript has 10 exons. The record is from RefSeq and is a predicted model, not a curated record. Gene Ontology annotation, cellular component: nucleus.